Cylicostephanus goldi is the source of this 633-nucleotide messenger RNA. Lineage: Eukaryota; Metazoa; Nematoda; Chromadorea; Rhabditida; Strongylidae. The record is from the annotation of a GenBank genome assembly.
GUAUUCGACCUCAACGAUCCCGAAUCGCUAGCAGCAUUUGCCGGCAGCGAUGAUGACGAAUUUAGCAGGUUAGGCGAGAUCCCGAGGGGUCAUGAUCUCAGCAAAAUACGAGUGAAGAGAGUUCAAGCGGUCAAGCUUCCAGUAUUCGACCUCAACGAUCCCGAAUCGCUAGCAGCAUUCGCCGGCAGCGAUGAUGACGAAUUUAGCAGAGCAAAUAGCACAGAUAGCAAUAUUAUGGCCAGAGAUGAUGGUCUACAGCCUCUUGAGCUUGGAAGCCCAACGUCGAAAAAGAAAACGGGUAGCCGUUUGGGUUUCGCGAAAGCCAAGAAAAAUCUGAAGGCUUUGUUUGGGAAAAAAGACGGCGACGCCAACGAAGAAGACGAAACGGAACCACCAACCAGUAAUGAACUGAAUCCUCCUCCAACCGUUGUGGAAGAACAUCAUCUUAAAGUUUCACGUCUUCAUCGGCAAGAAACGUGUGCUAUGUGUAGUAGACAUCUCACUGGCUUCAUCUCCCAAGCCUACAAGUGCUCUAGUCAAAUGCAAAAUGUGCUUUCACAAGGAAUGCUCUUCCUUCGCAAAGUCUCUUCCUUGCGUGCCAUCGUCACCGCUGAGGUCCCCAACGAGGGUUAG